Messenger RNA from Hermetia illucens (black soldier fly), 4465 nucleotides. RefSeq names its product trifunctional purine biosynthetic protein adenosine-3 (gene Gart). Bases 265 to 4365 code for a protein of 1366 amino acids. The record is from RefSeq and is a predicted model, not a curated record. Gene Ontology annotation, cellular component: cytosol. Gene Ontology annotation, biological process: 'de novo' IMP biosynthetic process; adenine biosynthetic process. Lineage: Eukaryota; Metazoa; Arthropoda; Insecta; Diptera; Stratiomyidae. Gene Ontology annotation, molecular function: phosphoribosylamine-glycine ligase activity; ATP binding; phosphoribosylglycinamide formyltransferase activity. The transcript has 10 exons.
UCACAACCGGUUCAGUAUGAUACUAUAGUGUGCCUAGGUAUCGCGUUCGCUCACUUGGUAUUCAGAAGUGAUGUUCUAGCGUUCUGGGUGCACGUGUUAUACAGAUUGUUUAGUCAGUACGGUCUAGACCGAGAAAUUUCACUCCUCAACUAGAAAGUGUAUCUUUAUCUUCGAUAAGAGUCGAUUCAUCGCCUCUAUUGAAGAAUUAGUGGAAAAAAAUACUUGGAUUAACUAGGAUAGGAAGUGACCCUAAAUUAGUGGAAAAUGAAGGUGGUUGUUGUUGGUAGUGGCGGCCGAGAGCACGCAAUCUGCUGGAAAUUAUGCCAAAGCCCAAAAGUUCAGAAAGUCUACGCACUCCCGGGUAGCGAUGCAAUCAAACAGCUACAAAAAUUAGAGGUUGUGCCCGGUGUUAAUGUCAAUAAUAUACAGGAAAUCUCAGAAUGGUGUAAAAAGUGUAAUCCAGACAUGGUUGUCGUAGGACCCGAGGAUCCCUUAGCAAAUGGUCUGGCAGACCGGCUCAACUCAAUUGGAAUCAAAUGUUUCGGACCCUCUAGCCAAGGCGCACGGAUUGAAUCUGAUAAAAAUUGGUCUAAGGAAUUCAUGAUUCGUCAUGGAAUUCCAACCGCUCGAUUCAGAAGCUUCACUGAUUCAUCUGAAGCUAAGAAAUUUCUGAAGAGUGCCGACUUCAAUGCUUUAGUAGUGAAAGCAAGCGGUUUAGCAGCUGGCAAAGGAGUAAUCGUUGCCAAUACAAUUGCCGAAGCCUCCUCAGCCAUUGACGAAAUGUUAGAUGCUAAGAAAUUUGGACGCGCUGGUGAGCAAAUCGUGGUUGAAGAAAAACUUUCGGGAGAGGAAGUUUCCGUGCUUGCCUUUGUCGACUCACAUACAGUUCGAGUGAUGCUUCCCUCACAAGACCACAAACGGUUGCGAGACAACGAUGAAGGACCUAACACUGGUGGCAUGGGCGCCUAUUGUCCUUGCCCGCUAAUUUCUGAACAAGAUUUGAAAAUGGUUGAGACUGAAGUACUCCAACGAGCUGUAGAUGGAUUGCGACAGGAGGGAAUCAAGUAUUCUGGAGUAUUAUAUGCCGGGAUGAUGUUGACUGAGGAAGGCCCAAAGGUAUUGGAAUUCAACUGCAGGUUUGGUGAUCCAGAAACACAAGUUGUGCUACCACUUUUAAAAACGGAUUUGUUCGAUGUCAUGUUCGCCUGCUGUAAUGAUAAACUGAAUGAAAUACAACUGGAUUGGGAGAAGAGCCUUUAUGCAGUGGGAGUGGUUAUGGCGAGCGCGAAGUACCCAGAAAGUUCAACGAAAGGUUGUUUGAUUACAGGUAAAUUGUCUGCUCUUUAUCCCAGCUUUGAGUCUGUGUUUUCACUUUUCUAUUUUCCAGGCAUACCUAAAAAUUCUGACAACCUCAUAGUGUUCCACAGCGGUACCAAGAUAGAUCCCUCCGGCCAAUAUGUAACAAACGGUGGACGAGUUCUCAUAACAGUUCAACUGGCCCAAGACCUGAAAAAGGCUGCUGCAGAAGCGACUGCCAUUUGCGAGAAAAUCUCAUUCGCUGAUUUCCCGGCACAAUUCAGAAGAGACAUAGCCAAGAAGGCCUUCAAAAUGAUAUCUCUUUCAUAUAAAGACAGUGGGGUUGAUAUUGAUGCAGGUGAUGAUCUCGUGCAGAGAAUUAAGCCUCUCGCAAGGGGUACCCAUCGUAAAGGGGUUGUUGGUGGUAUUGGUGGUUUUGGCGGACUUUUAAGUUUGAAAGAGCUAGCCUACACCAAUCCUGUCCUAUGCGAAGUCACGAGAGGUGUAAAUACUAAAGUGAAGAUGGCCAUUGAAUGCAACUGCUAUGAAAAUAUUGGCUAUGACCUGGUGGCAAUGUGUGUUAAUGAUGUUCUGGAGUCUGGUGCGGAGCCAGUUGCUUUUCUGGAUUAUAUAGCCUGCGGGAAACUGCAGGUACCAGUUGCAGCACAAAUUAUCAAAGGAAUAUCUGAAGCUUGCCGGGAGUCAAAUUGUGCCCUGUUAGGUGGAGAAACUGCUGAAAUGCCAACAAUUUAUAAAGUCGGAGAAUAUGAUCUUGCUGGAUACUGCUUGGGCGUUCUAGAAUAUGGAUCGGAACUACCACGAUUCAAUGACUACCAUAAAGGCGAUGUCAUAAUUGCUCUCCCGGCAAAUGGUCUUCAUUGCGCUGGGCUAGAAAUAGUAUACGAAAUACUACAAAAGCUUAAUAUAAGCAUGGAUUCCAAAAUCAAUAUGUUGGGAAACCGCACACUAGCGCAAGAAAUUCUCAAGCCGUCUACCAUCUACAUGCGAUCAAUCUUUCCUCUUAUUCAAAAAGGAAUGAUCAAAUCAAUUUCUCAUGUGAGCUCAGGGCUUAAGCCAGCCAUUGAAAAACUCCUUCCAGAAGAUUAUGAAGCGACAAUCGAUGCCAAAGACAUGCCAAUCCAGAAGCUUCAAGCCUGGAUCGCUACAAGAGGAGGACUCACACAAGAGGCGCUGGUCACAAACUUCAACUGCGGAAUAGGACUCUUAUUUGUUACUUCCAAAGAGGAUGCAAAGAUAAUCAACAUCCCUGGAGCUAAAAUUAUAUCCGAAAUCCGACACAAAAGUGGAGCAGAUAAACUAGUGAUAACUGGAUUGGACACUCAGAUUAGCAAACUAGCGAAAGAGUUUAGUAUACCUUCCGGUCAAGGUAAAGCAGGUUCAACUUCAGGCACGGGUCAUCCCUGCUUUCAGUCUCUGCAUAGUCACAUCGAUAGAAAAAUCGAUGAAACAAAGCGACAGGAAGUGUAUCUAACGCAAACUGCGAAGCUUCUAACACGCAUUCCAGCAACAUACCAAGAUCCGAUACUGGUUAUUGGAACAGACGGGGUAGGGACUAAAAUCAAAAUCGCUCAAGGAUACAAUAUACAUUCAACUGUGGGCAUCGAUUUGGUUGCAAUGUGUGUCAAUGAUAUUCUCUGUAACGGGGCCGAACCACUAACCUACUUGGGCUAUUGCGUAUGCGGUCAAUUAUCUACAACAGCUUCCGACAUUGUAUCAGGCAUAGCUAAUGGAUGCCAGCAAGCAAGAAGUACCCUCAUUGAGAUGCAAUGCAAAGAACUUCCACUAGUUUACGGUCCGAAAUCAUAUGACCUGGCAGGAUUCGCAUUAGGCAUUGCAGAAAGGGAGCAUAUAUUACCAAAAACAAGCAGCAUACAACCCAAUGAUAUAGUAAUAGCACUUCCAUCAAGCGGUGUUCACAGUAAUGGAUUCAGUCUGGUACACAAAAUCAUGGAUGUUGCAGGCGUUACACUGGAAACGAAAACUUCAUUUGGAAAAUCAUUCGGUGAGGAGCUUCUAACACCUACCCGGAUCUAUGUUGAUGCGAUAGAACCUCUCCUGAAACUUGGAUGCAUCAAAGCCCUCGCCCACAUCACAGGCGGAGGAUUGCUCGAAAAUAUUCCUCGCGUUCUAACGAAAAACCUUUCAGUGGAGCUUGAUGCACGUCAAUUUAAUAUUCCUCCGAUAUUUGCCUGGCUCUCAAACGCGGGUAACGUAACCGCCAAUGAGAUGCUACGCACAUAUAAUUGCGGAGUUGGACUCGUUUUAAUAAUUUCCCCCGAACUCAAGGACCAAGUAAUGGAGCAUUUGGAAAUUCAGCACAAAGCAUCUGUAAUUGGCAUUGUUAGAGAUAGGCAAAAGGAUACCGCUCCCCAAGUGACUGUUAAUUAUUUCGAACAAUGUCUGAAAUUGGUUAAAACGUCAAUUGCAGCCCCCAAAAAACGUAUUGGCGUCCUGAUAUCCGGCUCAGGUACUAAUUUACAGGCAAUCAUCGAUGCUGCAAAGGACUCAACAUGGUACAUGGGGGGCGAGGUUGCGCUUGUGAUUUCAAACAAGUCCGAUGCAUUCGGACUGACACGAGCAACAAAUGCUAAUAUACCUAAUUGCGUUAUCUCGCAUCGGGAGUUUCCCUCCCGUGAAGACUUCGAUGAUGCCAUGACACAAGCGUUGGAAUCUCAUGGUGUUGAUAUUGUAUGUUUGGCGGGAUUCAUGAGGAUUCUCUCAGCGAAAUUCGUGAGGCAUUGGAAAGGGCGGCUCAUGAAUAUUCAUCCUUCACUGCUGCCGAAAUAUCCCGGAUUAGGAGUGCAGCAGAAAGCAUUGGAUGCAGGCGAUAGGGAAUCAGGAUGCACAAUUCAUUUCGUAGAUGAGGGUGUUGAUACCGGGGCUGUGAUAAAGCAAACCAGGGUACCCAUACUGCCGACGGACGAUUGCAAUGCACUCACAGAGCGAAUUCAUAAAGCGGAACAUUUUUGUUACCCAAUAGCCCUUAAGUAUGUAUGCACGGGAAUGGUGCAGUUGAGUGACGAUGGGAAAGCUAUUUGGAUUAGUUAGAUUAAGGAAGGACCUUCACUGAAGUAAUCAAAGGAUAUUUUAGUUUUAGCCAAACACAUACACUGAAACUGUUGAAUAAAAGUUACUUUUUAUAUUAAAA